UCACGAACUUUAGUACAUUGUCUCGAGCUGUUUUGCUUGCAGUGAGUCAGGAGCUCGAAAAGAAGCGAAGUCGACCGAGAAUUCAACAUAUAAUAGCAAAUUUUUUUACCACAUUCAAGUCCAGUUAUGCCAUCUGACAGACCCUUCAAACAGAGACGGAGCUUUGCUGAUCGUUGCAAGGAAGUGCAGCAGAUACGAGAGCAGCAUCCCAAUAAAAUUCCAGUGAUCAUUGAGAGAUAUAAGGGGGAAAAGCAACUUCCUGUCUUGGACAAGACCAAGUUCCUUGUCCCUGACCAUGUUAAUAUGAGUGAGCUGGUAAAGAUAAUCAGGCGUAGACUGCAGCUCAACCCCACCCAGGCCUUUUUCCUUCUUGUCAAUCAGCACAGCAUGGUCAGUGUGUCCACCCCUAUUUCUGAGAUCUACGAACGAGAGCGAGAUGAAGAUGGCUUCCUCUACAUGGUUUACGCCUCCCAAGAGACCUUUGGUUGCUAAGCAUGCGUCUUGACCUUUGAGGGAGGAACAGCAGAGGGAAGGAGAGACACAAACAGGAAGCAUCCUAAUGUACCCGUUCUUUCUCUCUCUCCAUCAUCACUGCUCCUCCCUUGCUGGUAUGAAACAAAAUAAAACCGUUGAUUCUAGUCUAUGACACUACAGUGCAAAACACAGCGUUACUGUAAACACUAUUCUGACCCAAUUUCAAACUUGGUUGUUUUCCUUUAUUAGCUCAGCGUAGGUAUUACACUGUUUAUACUUUGUAUUUGGCCCUAGUAGUUUUUUUUUCCCUUGAGUUUUAUUACUUUUAGGCCGUUAUGUCCAAUAAUUAGUAACACAUGUUGCUGUAAAUAGGUGAGAGUGUGUUUUUUUUUUUUUUAAUUUGUUUUAGGAUUAAUUUGCUUUUGCUUUUUGUUUGCUCGUAGUAAUCGUCUGUAGUAGUUACCAGACCUUAGUGGUGCUGGUGUAAGGUUGUAAAAUCUUACUUCAGAAUUAAGUGCUAAUUUAAACCAAGUGAUUAAUCAAGAUGCAGCGUAGUUCUCAUCAAAUUUACUGUCAGACCCAUUCUGUGGUUCUCAAAUCAAAACUGUUAGGAGACCAAUGGCUCCAAACUGGUGUAAUUAUAGUUAUUUAAAUUAUCAGAGGGUUUCUGAAGCCUUUGAGUCUGUUUAUUUCUGGGCUCCUGUGUAAAAAAUAACUACUCAUUCACUCAUUGUAGAAUAAAGGUAUCGAAGUCAAAAGCCACAUUGAUCUGUACUGUACACAUGUGAGCCUGAAGAACAUCUUUUGGCAUACAGUAUUCUGCAGUCAGCCUCACAUAAUCUUUAGAAUAAAAUGCUUUUUUUGCACAAUUAAAACAUCCGAGAGGACAACUUAUUAGAAGUUCAACAAUUAUAGCACACAAUUAUAUUCUCCUUUAUACUUUUUUUUUCCUCCUGUCACCAUACGAGCUGUUUGCCUUGUGUUAAAUCUCAGAUGAAGGGAUUGUGAUGCCCUACAUUGCAUGUUUUUUUUCAAACUUUUUUUUAUUGAUUUAUGCUAUAGAUUUGUUAAUUAUUUCAGCUUUAUUUAAAGCUAAAAAACUUUUUAGAUGUUUUGAAACCAAAAAAAAAAAAACUGAAAUAUGUAUAUGUAUGUUUGAAUUGUUUGAAAAACAAGUGCGUGUAUAAAUCAUUGUACGAAAUGAU
Molecule: messenger RNA, 1679 nt
Organism: Pimephales promelas (fathead minnow)
Lineage: Eukaryota; Metazoa; Chordata; Actinopteri; Cypriniformes; Leuciscidae
Gene: map1lc3a
Product: microtubule-associated protein 1 light chain 3 alpha
Source: RefSeq, a predicted model, not a curated record